CCAAGUGUGACGUGAAGUUUAUUUUUAUGAGGGCAGAAAUCAAUUUCUAAUCACCAGCUUAUAAAUGCUAUAAAAGCCACCUGUUUACCUUUUUUCAGCACUACAACAGUCAAGAGAAUAGCCUUUCCCAGCCAUCGACCAUCGCUUUCUAUAUUUGAUUUGCCAUGCAAGCGGGAACAAGUUUUUUCAAUGAGAACACGCCAUCAAUCGUGAUACGAAGUCUCUUCGACAAGUACGACAAAGAUGGCUCCGGUCGGCUUAAUUAUGGUGAGAUCAAUGAUCUUUUGCAGAACGAUUUAGGGUUUUCGAAGGAGCAAGCGAAAGUUUAUUCCAUGUUAUUGGACAAAGAUGGAGAUCAGACCAUUUCUUUUGAAGAAUUUCUCGACUGGCUUCAUAGCGGAGAACGGUUCAAGGUUAUUCAAGACAAAUCGAGAUUCCACAAACUGUGCAAAGCGGUGGAGUUAUUCAAAACUUAUGAUGCAGACAACAGCAAUAACCUAAGCAAAGACGAAUUUAAGCAUUUGCUUGAUUCCCUUGGAUAUCAGGGAGUAGAUGUGGAGAGGUUUUUCGAAUACCUGGAUGAACACAAGAAUGGAAAGAUUUCAUUCUGGGAGCUAAUGAAGUGGCUAAACUGGGUUCCAGUCAGUUGAACUCCAAACAAUUAAAUACAAAUUAAUAAUUGUCUGUACUCCUAACCUCGGCAACAGCACUUCAGGAGCAAGUCGGAUUCCAUUUGUUUGGACUUAUAAGUAAACUUUUACAGAAUUACGUUCCACAUUUUAUGUAAUUUAAACAUGAUUCGGUGGGGAUGUUGUUAAGGCAUCACAGAUAACUAAAUUAUGUGAAUAAAAAUUGUAAACAAUAUGGCUGCAAUAAGCAAUCAUAACCACAUUAUGCAAUAGACUAAAACCAUAAAUGCAAUUUUUUUGUCUUAAAAAUCUAAAUGAAAAAGUACCCAUUGCCAUAUAGUGAGACGGUUUUCAAAUAAAGAGCACUUGAAAGUAAUAGUUACUUUAAUAAUUUGGCUUGUUAUUGUCACACAGAGACAUUAUUUUGGGUACUGUUAAGUAAUCUACAUUUGCUAUUCAAGGCAGCUAUAUCAAGAUCAUUCUUAGCAUAAAAAUCACUUAGAAAUAAAUUUAAAAUGAUUUAGGAUGAAUUUGUUGUUACAGCAAGAUUUACACCAGAAAAUUGUUGAAAACUGUUUGUUAUGUAUGGUUUCAUGGUUGCAACAUACAAAUAUUACUUUGGGCUUUGACACUAGUUACCUACAUCUUUUAAAUCGGUAAAUAAGUUAUUUUGAGAAAGUGUUCCCAUAACCAGUACUUUAAAUCAAUAUUUCUAGUUUGCAAGUGUUUGUUUGAUGCCUUGUGUUUGUAUGGUGCCAUAGAAACCAAAAUAUUACCCGACAUACAGGGCCACCGCUACAUGUAACUUAACAGGCAAACCGAGGCACUUGCCUCAGUCAUUUUUUUGUUGUUGUUUUUGUUGUUUAUAGUUAUCAUAAACACCCUAAAUACCUAGGAAGAGAAUUUAACUAUGAACGUUGUCUCAGUCAUAAUGUUUUUCUGGUUACAACCCUGGCAUGAAACAUGAGACAGCAAGACUAUACCACCAGCUGACAACGUGCACUCAAUAAAAGCCUUACACCAGGUUCAGUUUGCACACUUCAAUGGUAGAUUUAUUUAUUUAUUUGCCAGUUACAUAUUUUUUUAUUUUUUCAGCAACAUGGUUUAAAGAGGGUGAGUGUGUUUACAUCAGAAGACAUGUAUGAACUGUUCUAAUUGCUGUCAUUUAACUAAUGAUAAAAUGUCCAAUAAAAUUGGAUCAAGAUUA
Messenger RNA from Orbicella faveolata, 1836 nucleotides. RefSeq lists its product as uncharacterized. Gene Ontology annotation, molecular function: calcium ion binding. Gene Ontology annotation, cellular component: myosin II complex. The record is from RefSeq and is a predicted model, not a curated record. Lineage: Eukaryota; Metazoa; Cnidaria; Anthozoa; Scleractinia; Merulinidae.